GCUUCAGUGUCUCUGGCGCUCCGCGCGCUGACAGCCUGCUGCCGCCGCUGCUGCUGCUGGACGGCAACUAUGGAGGAGAAACACAAGGAUGAAAGCGCCAAAGACCCGCAGUCAUCGUCCUACCAGAGGAGAAUGUGGAGGAAUUUCCAAGAGAAGACCAAACCGUUUUUGAGCCCCAAACUGGGAUCCGAAAGACGCAGCGCGGAUGCUAAAAAAGAAAGCGGCUUGUGGAUGUUUAAAAGAAAGAAGAAACAGGUCCUGGACCGGGUCUUCUCGUCCUCGCAGCCCAAUCUGUGCUGCUCAACUCCUCCGGCUUUCGCAGGGACCAGAACUCUGUGCGAAGAGCCGGAUUCCGGCGCCGCUAAAGGGCUCGGGAUCUCACCGCUGGCCGUUACUGAUGGAGCGUCAGUCAGUAAACCGGAGAUUUCCGUAUCCGCGCAUGGGAGUCCGAAGCUACUGGUCUCCCAUCUGGCGAUGUCCCAGCAGAAGAGCUCGUCCUUGGGCUCGUCGUGCUUCGAGAAGCUGGUGGUGGACUCGGCAGCAUCCAGCGAGGACGAGCUUGCUAAAAACGCCAGUGACCUGGUAAGAGUGAAGUGAUUUUAAAACACAAGGUGAUCAGAAAGUGACCCGAGUGUGUGC
Molecule: messenger RNA, 639 nt
Organism: Danio rerio (zebrafish)
Lineage: Eukaryota; Metazoa; Chordata; Actinopteri; Cypriniformes; Danionidae
Product: zgc:194908
Source: RefSeq, marked predicted